Porites lobata is the source of this 1019-nucleotide messenger RNA. NCBI's taxonomy places the organism in Eukaryota, Metazoa, Cnidaria, Anthozoa, Scleractinia, Poritidae. The record is from the annotation of a GenBank genome assembly.
AUGGCGGAGUUACGAGAAGAAACCAAAGAAAUCUCCAAGUACAUCAAGGAUCAGGGGUACCAUCUUGUGGAAAUCUACGAGUGCCAGUGGCGUCGAAUUAAGAAAACCAACUCACAAGUUCAGCAGUUUCUUAACUCCAAGUUUAACCGCCCUCUUGAUCAUCACAAGACUCUGACACAAGACCAGAUCUUAAGCGCAAUAAGAAGCGAGUCCCUCUUUGGAGUGGUCGAGUGUGAUGUUCGAGUACCUGAUGCACUAAAACCCAAGUUUGCAGAAAUGUGCCCCAUUUUCAAAAACAUACAAAUUUCAAGAGAAGAUAUUGGUCAGCACAUGCAAACCUUUGCUGAGGAAGAGAACAUCAUGUCACAACCUCGAAGAAGUCUCGUUGGUAGCUAUUUUGGUGAGAAGAUCUUAUUGGCUUCCCCACUCAUUAAGUGGUACUUGGAGCAUGGUCUGGAAGUGACUCAUAUUUAUCAAGUAGUGGAGUAUACACCCGUUCCCUGUUUCCAACCCUUUGGGAAAGCUGUAUCGGAUGCUAGACGGGCUGGAGAUGUAGACCCAAACAAAGCCAUCAUCGCAGACACUAUGAAAUUGGUAAGUUGUUCUCCUAUUGAGGGAACGGAGGGAGAAAUACGCUUUAAGGUACAAAAAAAACCUCAUAUCAAUGUUGUCUUUUUUCAUAGGUGGGGAACUCGAGUUAUGGAAAGACGAUAACCGAUCAAGAACGCCACCGAGAAGUUCAGUUUUGGGAAGAAACCAAAGCGUCCCGCUUAAUAAACAAACCCUUCUUUAGACAGAUUGAACUGAUUGAUAAAAAUACGUUUGAAGUGCAAUCUUGCAAGAAAAAAAUCAAGUUGAACCUUCCCAUGCAGAUAGGUUUUUUCGUUUAUCAGUACGCUAAACUUAGAAUGCUUCAGUUUUUAUUGAUUUCAUGGAUAAGUAUCUUGAUCGUAGUGAUUUUCAGUAUUGUGAAAUGGACACCGACUCUGCCUAUAUCGCGAUCGCAGGGCAAUCGGUAG